Messenger RNA from Cooperia oncophora, 1821 nucleotides. Lineage: Eukaryota; Metazoa; Nematoda; Chromadorea; Rhabditida; Trichostrongylidae. The record is from the annotation of a GenBank genome assembly.
AUGCAUUGGAUCCAGUGCAUCCCUUUGGGUUCUAACUACGUUUAUCCUUUUUUGAGCGGUAGUUGUGGCUAUGUGUACAAACUCUUUUCACAAUUUCAGGUUAACAGCACCAUGCAGAUUAUGGAAGGUGAUGUGAUAAAAUUUGGUCAUAUGAAUGGAGCUGCGGUUCGUCCUGGACAAACUGCCCCACAGGCCAAUGCGGAAUUUGCCUUUAUGGUGGAACGAGCAAAUCCUAGCUACGACUAUAUAGGCUUCGUGGAUGGACGUCGUGUACGACCCGUAACUUGCUCUGGUGAUACGGAAUACUGCACAGAAAUUGAAGGGCGUACCAUUGAACAUGGAGAUGUAGCUCGACCCACGGUGAUGCAGUCCGCAAAAGUACCCCCAGUGCAGAAUGCAUCUCAAAACUUAACCGCGCCUAGCACUACUGCUAGCGUGUCAUCGACGGCUGGAGCCAAUCCUAUGGCUGGACUUAUGUGGCCCGGUACCCUUGGUUACAAUCAGUCUUUGCCAGGAUUCGCUUACAGCGGUUUUCCCAUGAAUCCAGCUUACUUACAGCCACCACAGUGGGCUCAACAUCUGCAAGUUUUACAACAACAAGCGCAACAGUCUGGAUUUCGUGUUCCCGAUGUUUUUGGUGCUACUGCAUGUAUGAGCUCUUCAAACGGUCCCCCAUCAACGUCGGCUUCUCUUUUCCCACUCACACAGCGAGGAUUCUCACUGCAGAGUAACCCCUUGGUGAAUUCUCUCUUGACCACAGCGGCUACACCUGCCGCCAACCAGCAGGCUAAUCAACAACAAAUACAACAUCAACAACAUGUAGCACAACAGCAAACACAACAAAAUUUAAUGCAAGAUGAUAAAACUAGCACAACGGCGCACAUCGUGCAAGGGAAAGAAGCAGAGCUGUCACCUGGUGUAUCGGAGCCAGUUUCGGCAUCCACAUCCGCAACAAAUCAAGCUGUUAAUCCUACUCCAACGGUGAAAGUUCCUGUGGCUUCACCACCAAUGGAAUGUGAUAGUUCGGUUCCGAGUCCGCCGAAGACGAGUGCUGCUACUCCAGUUUCGACUGCCCCACCUGUUUCGCAAACAGCACGAUCAGUAGCGUCACCGUUAAGGAAGGAAGAGGAUGUGCGUUCGGAACGUAGUUUCGUGGAAUCUCCUCAACCUCCACGUGCACCAGCUCCUGCACCGUGGGAUAGUACGCCUUCUCCUCGUCCACGUGAUUAUUCACCAGAUCGUGAAAGUACUGCAACACGAGAUACCGAAAAAGAUCGCGAUUAUGAGAAAGAAAAGGAACAACGUGAAGCUGAACGAGAAAAAGAGGAGGUUAAAGAGCCGAAAAAGAAACCUACGAAAGAAGUCCGAGCUGCAGUUUCUAACCAAUCGCGCCCAAGAACGAAAACAAAUGAGAUUGCUCGCCUUCUUGAUGAUUUGUGCGAGGGAUCAUGGGCGAACACUGUUCGUCGUGUAUCGUCUAGUUCACGCCGUCCCACCGAAGAGGCUAUCAUUGAGCGAAACAGCAAGAAGGAGAAAAAAAAGAUGGAGAAAAAUCGUAAGAAAGAACGUGCCCGAGAACAGCGAGCGUCUAUGACGUCUUCAUCUGUAUCAUCCUUGACAACAUCAUCAGCAACGAAACCUGCAAGGCGAAAACUGAAGCAACUGAGCGAUGACUCUAGCUCAGGAUCAUCAAGUGAUUCAGAAGAAGUCAUACAACCUGCACGAAAAGCAGUAGCCGUGGAAAAAAAGAAGGUGGAAGUGGUAAGCUUACGUCACUUCAUAUUUGCUUGGUGCACGUCUGCUAGCUGUGAACUUGUUUAG